This is a messenger RNA of Setaria italica (foxtail millet), 1756 nucleotides long. RefSeq names its product proline iminopeptidase. Gene Ontology annotation, molecular function: peptidase activity. Gene Ontology annotation, biological process: proteolysis. Lineage: Eukaryota; Viridiplantae; Streptophyta; Magnoliopsida; Poales; Poaceae. The record is from RefSeq and is a predicted model, not a curated record. The transcript is spliced from 10 exons. The coding region runs from base 39 to 1586 and encodes 515 amino acids.
CCACCCGCUAUUAUAUAUCCAAUCGACGGCCGCCCGGCAUGGCCGCAGCGAGACUCCGUUGCGCGGCCGCCAUCGCCGUCGCCACAGCCACCCCGGCCGUCGCAGCGCCUCCGCUUCGCCGCCACCCGGCCUUCCUCCCCGUCCCAGGCGCCGCCCGCCUCCGCCUCACGUCCUGCCGGAUCCCGCCGCCGAGGGGAGCGGCGGCCGCGGCCAUGUCGUCGUCAGCGAGGGCGGAGCACGAGGCCGGCGCGUGGUACGCGGUGCCGGGCCUCAGCCUCCGGGACCACCGGUUCGCCGUGCCGCUCGACCACUCCAGCCCCGACAGCGGAGCCACCAUCACCGUCUUCGCGCGAGAGGUCGUCGCCGCUGGGAAAGAAGACGCAUCUCUGCCUUAUCUGUUGUACCUGCAAGGAGGGCCUGGAUUUGAGAGUCCUCGUCCCACGGAAGCAGGCGGAUGGUUAAAGAAAGCAUGUGAAGACCACCGUGUUGUGCUGUUAGAUCAGCGGGGCACAGGAUUAUCCACACCAUUAACACCAUCAUCUCUUUCGCAAAUUACAUCUCCAACAAAGCAGGUUGAGUACUUGAAGCAUUUCAGGGCGGAUAAUAUAAUUAAGGACGCAGAAUUUAUUCGUCUACGUCUUGUACCAGAUGCCAAGCCUUGGACAGUCCUUGGACAGAGUUACGGUGGAUUUUGUGCUGUUACAUAUUUGAGUUUUGCUCCAGAAGGCCUGAAAUCUGUUCUUUUGACUGGAGGGCUUCCACCACUAGGUGAGCCUUGCACUGCACAAACUGUAUACAGAGCCUGCUUUAAACAGGUUCAACAGCAAAACGAGAAGUACUAUAAGAGGUAUCCUCAAGAUAUACAAGUCAUUCAUGAGAUUGUAAGAUACUUAAGUGAAACUGAAGGUGGAGGGGUUGCUCUUCCAUCUGGUGGCAGGUUAACUCCUAAGAUGCUGCAGUGUCUUGGACUGUCAGGUUUGGGUUCUGGUGGUGGAUUUGAAAGACUGCAUUAUCUGCUUGAGAGGGUGUGGGAUCCUGUACUAGUUCCUGGAGCUAAAAGGAGAAUAAGCUAUUACUUCUUGAAAGAGUUUGAAAUGUGGUUAGGUUUUGAUCAAAAUCCUCUUUAUGCCCUUUUGCACGAGUCUAUCUACUGUGAGGGCUCUUCAUCAAAAUGGUCUGCUGAAAAGAUUCGCGGUGAAUAUGAAAGUUUGUUUGAUCCUGUUAAGGCUACAGAAGAAGGCCGUCCUGUGUAUUUUACUGGAGAGAUGGUAUUUCCAUGCAUGUUUGACGAGAUCCAUGCUCUACGAGACCUAAAGGAGGCUGCCCAUUUAUUAGCUGAGAAGGAAGAUUGGCCUCCACUAUAUGAUGUUAGCAAGCUGAAUAACAAUAAGGUUCCUGUUGCUGCUGCGGUCUACUACGAGGACAUGUACGUGAACUUCAACAUCGCCAAGGAGACCGCCUCCCAGAUCGCCGGGAUCCGGCUCUGGGUGACCAACGAGUACAUGCACUCCGGCAUCCGCGACGGUGGCUCGCAUGUUUUCGAGCAUCUCAUGGGUCUUCUGAACGGCAAGAAGCCGUUGUUUUAGCUGUUUUGAAACCCUACUGUGUAGGUUCGAGUGACAGUUUACCUGAGCUUAUUAUGAUUUAAAUACGCCAACAAUACGGUCUGUUCAAUUUCUUGUAGAUGAAAGUGAAGAAAUGAAUCGAAAACAUUUCACCAACUGGAGUACCAUUGCAUAAUCUUGUUCUGCGACUA